AUGGCUGCUACUCUAGUAAUGUGGUUUUGUUCAUUUUAUGUGGCGAUUUCUCUCAUUUUCUGUCUUCAUGGAGUUGAUGGAAGUUUGGAGUCAAACAUCACUCAUCCAAAGACUAUCAAGACCGAAUAUGGAGACAUCUACGAUUGCGUGGACCUAUACAAGCAACCCGCCUUUCAACAUCCUUUACUCAAGGAUCAUAAAAUCAAGGCUUUUCCUGAGCAAAUUGAAGAUUCCAACAAUUUAAGUUAUGGAUUGAAGGAGGGAUGUCCACUAGGAACAGUUCCCAUAAGGAGAAUAACAAAGGAGGAACAAUUACUAGCUGAAGACAUGUUCACACAGCAAUUUCAACCAUCUGCGACAACCUUUCAAAACAACAAGCAACAAAGUAGGUUUUCAGGAAUCGUAGCAAGACCCGUAAACCGCAAGUAUGGUGAAGCUUUAGCAUAUAUGAGCACACAUAACCCAUCAGUUGGGAAUGGACAACUAAGUGGUUCUGUCAUAUCUGCUGAAUGUGAUGUUGGUGGUUUUGAUACCGUACGAGCUGGAUGGAUGCACCUAGACGGUUGGUAUUUAACUCAUACCGAAGACAAUUUUUUAAUUGGGUAUUGGCCUCUUGCAUUAUUCAAUUGCUUAAGAGAUGGUGCUAAGGUGUUAAGUUGGGGAGGGUGGGUGUCUAGUGUGACACAAAAUUUGCCAAUGAUGGGAGACGGUCUUCUAGGGAAUAUUGGCAGCGUGUUCAGGCAAGUUUUAUCUGAUGUCAAACCAAAUUUGAUGAUUACACAAAGUAAUUGCUACAAGGCAGGAUUUAACCCCGCCAAGGGUAGUUAUUGGGGUCAGAGUUUUUGGUAUGGGGGUAAUGGUGGAGAUUUAAGGAAAUGCCCACUUUAG
Molecule: messenger RNA, 888 nt
Organism: Lotus japonicus
Lineage: Eukaryota; Viridiplantae; Streptophyta; Magnoliopsida; Fabales; Fabaceae
Exons: 4
Coding region: 1-888 (295 amino acids)
Source: RefSeq, a predicted model, not a curated record